Xylona heveae TC161 is the source of this 2016-nucleotide messenger RNA. Its product is annotated as cryptochrome. Gene Ontology annotation, molecular function: deoxyribodipyrimidine photo-lyase activity; FAD binding; damaged DNA binding. Gene Ontology annotation, biological process: photoreactive repair. NCBI's taxonomy places the organism in Eukaryota, Fungi, Ascomycota, Xylonomycetes, Xylonales, Xylonaceae. The transcript has 2 exons. Bases 1 to 2016 code for a protein of 671 amino acids. The record is from RefSeq and is a predicted model, not a curated record.
AUGACUUCAUCUCGAAUCUUGAUUUAUGUCCUUCGUCGUGAUUUGCGAUUGGCUGAUAAUCCAAUAUUGCACGAAGUCUCUCGCGUUCUUCGAUCUUCCCAGAAUGCUUCUUUUACUCAUCUACUACCUCUUUAUGUAUUUCCAGCUCAGCAAGUUGAAGUAUCGGGCUUCCUAUCCCCAGGCACAACAGACUCUCCCUAUGCAGAAGCUCGAUCGAAGGUCGGUGGCUUCUGGAGAACAGGACACCAUCGUGUUAAAUUCCUCGCCGAAAGCGUAUGGGAUACGAAGAGUUCCUUGGAGAAAGUCGGCAGCGGACUGGAAAUUCGCGUGGGCGUAACAAGUGAAGUUAUCAAGGAUAUGCUAGAGGCAUACAAAACACUUGAUGGGGAGGUGUCCGCCGUUUGGAUGACAGAGGAGGAAGGUUGGGAGGAGAAGCAGGACGAGGAAAAUGUGCGAACCGUGGUUGAGGCAGAGGGUAAAGAAUUCCAACUUUGGAAGGAUGAGAAAUAUUUCAUUGAUGAUAUUGAUUUGGGGCCCAGUCGAGAUAUACCAUUCCAAGAUCCGAAAGAAUUGCCGGAUGUGUUUACUUCAUACCGAAAGAUGGUUGAGCCGCUUCGUGAGGCUCCUAGAAAAUCUGUCCCGCCGCCGUCACAAUUGCUCCCGCUGCCAGACUCAAUCCCCCCGCAAUCAUCGCCUUUUGUUCAGCCAUCCUCGCUUGAAAAUCUCAUAGCAGCACUUGAGAAACCUCUCCAUAAUGACGACGAGCUCGAACAUCCACCGAAAUGGCCGAAUGGCGCAAAUUCAGCCUUUCCCUUCAGCGGUGGUGAAAAAGCAGGUCAUGAGCGCAUCAAGCACCUCGUAACUUCCGGGAGCAUGAGCGCUUACAAGGACACACGCAAUGGCCUCUUGGGCGAAGAUUUCAGCACGAAACUUGCCGCAUGGCUAGCAUUGGGCUGCAUCACCGCGAGACAGGUCCAUGAGUACCUUCUAGAAUUUGAAGACGGUUCGAGCGCUCUCGGCAGUGACGCCAUUGGCUAUGGCAAUGGUGAAAACAAAGGCACUGCCGCUGUCCGGUUCGAACUCCUUUGGCGUGAUUAUAUGCGGCUGUGCACACGCAAGUUUGGCGCACGAUUAUUUCAUAUUGACGGCUUCCGGCACGGCAAGUCUGUCCCCUGGAAAUACGUUGAUGGUGCCGAAAGGAAAAACAAGAGACGCCAUAGCAACAGCGCCGUUGAUGCCGCUGAGGCUCUGCAGCGCUUUCUCGAGGGCCGAUCCGGAACAGGUCUCAUUGACGCAAGCAUGCGUGAACUGUAUCUGACGGGCUACACCUCAAAUCGGGCUCGUCAAAAUGUUGCGAGCUUCUUAGCCAAGCAUCUUCGGAUUGACUGGCGCCUAGGUGCUGAAUGGUAUGAGACACAACUUGUCGAUUAUGAUGUCAGCAGCAACUGGGGGAACUGGCAAUAUAAUGCCGGCGUGGGGAAUGACCCGCGAGGUGAAGGUCGCGUGUUUAACCCCAUUAAACAGGCCUUUGACUACGAUCCGCAAGGGGAGUACGUGAAAACAUGGGUGCCUGAACUGAGAGAUGUUGAGGAUCCUUUAGCUGUGUUCCAAGCAUGGAGGCUUCCUGUGGAUCAGCGAAAAGCUUUGGGACUGGAGGGAGUCGAAUGGGUGGAAAAUCCACUGAAGCGUAUUGACUUUUAUGUUAGCAAGCCGUCUAAAGGUUCCGGAACCUUCGCGAGUGGCAACCGCAAUCGUCAGCAGGAAGGGCAAGGAAGGAAUGACCUGAAUGAUGAAGCGAAUGCUGCUGAAGAAGCCCAAGGUACUAGCAGAGGGAGCAGCAAUCAUCGUCGUGGAAGAGGAUGGGGGCGGGCAAGGGGCAGGGGCAGGGGUAGGAGCAGAGGUCGAGGCGGUGGACGUGGCGGUUCAAAGGGACAUACAACUGAUGAAACCCCGCGCCGCAAGCAAAAUAUGGGGCGAAUGGAUAAUGCCGCGACUUUGGAAGAGGCUAUUGCUUGA